AUGAUGUGGACAAAGCCAUUCGGUCUUUGCUUUGUUACCUUUGCCUCCACGGUAUCUGCAGGAGUUCUCAACCAACGCAGCUCGGACUCGUACAGUCUUUACGCUUAUGGCGAAAACAUUGGGGGACUUCCAUUAUAUUACGCCCAUGGAAUCGCGGUCAUUGCCAAUCACACGCCAGCCAACGCAACCGAUGUUGGCCAGGUUACAUUCACCCCUGGAUCCUCCGGGUCUCUAGUCGGCAACCCAACCAACGGCACCGAAUCUGACGGCAAGAGACGCACCUCGGGUUCGUUUUCCAACCAGGAAUUGUUCAUCCCAAGUGCCAACUCUACAGACCACCAAGUGGGCUUCACGGCUGAUGCAUCCUCGGACCAAGUCACCAAGAAAUUUGUCUGGUAUGGACACUUCCUGCUGGUGGAGACUGACGAGGGUGACUACACUUCUCUGUUCUAUGCCAAGGAGAAUCAGACGCAGGACGGGGCAUAUUCUCUGCAAUGGAAUAUUACCAACGAGGAUGAUGGAGAUGGUGAGUAUUAUGCCGUCUCCAUAAGGUCCAUUGCCCCAUCGAAUGUGUGA
Penicillium soppii is the source of this 576-nucleotide messenger RNA. RefSeq lists its product as uncharacterized. Lineage: Eukaryota; Fungi; Ascomycota; Eurotiomycetes; Eurotiales; Aspergillaceae. Bases 1 to 576 code for a protein of 191 amino acids. The record is from RefSeq and is a predicted model, not a curated record. The transcript has 3 exons.